Exophiala xenobiotica is the source of this 1792-nucleotide messenger RNA. RefSeq lists its product as uncharacterized. Bases 99 to 1670 code for a protein of 523 amino acids. Gene Ontology annotation, molecular function: heme binding; monooxygenase activity; iron ion binding. NCBI's taxonomy places the organism in Eukaryota, Fungi, Ascomycota, Eurotiomycetes, Chaetothyriales, Herpotrichiellaceae. The transcript has 4 exons. The record is from RefSeq and is a predicted model, not a curated record.
AAGAGACAGUCGGGGGCUCGAUCGGGCUUACAUUGCUAUUCACUUUAGUUGGCGGCUCCUUUGAACAUCAACUGAUCUGAUCGAGCCUCACAUUCAGCAUGUUGACCGAUCAAAUAGUGGCCCAGUUCAAGGAGCACCCAUACCUGUACUUUACCUGGGCGACCGUCAUCCUCAUCACCAGUCGUGCACUCUUCAACAGAUAUGGCCGAGGAAUCAGUCAUAUACCAGGCCCAAUCCUGGCCUCUUGUACAGAUCUAUGGCGUGUGUUUGUCGUUUGGCAGCGACGGCCUGAACUGGAGCACAUCAGACUACACCAAAAGCAUGGUCCACUGGUCCGACUUGGUCCUCGAGCAGUGUCAGUCUCCGACCCAGCGGCGAUCCAAACCAUCUACGCCUUGAACUCCGGUUUUAUCAAAUCGGAGUUCUAUCCUGUACAGCAGACAAUCGCCAAGGGUCGUCGGCUCUUCACCCUGUUCACCUCUACCGAUGAGAAGUUCCAUGCCAAGUUAAGGAGAGCCGUCAACAAUGCCUAUGCCAUGAGUACGCUGGUCCAAUUUGAGCCGUUGGUUGAUUCGACUAUACUGGAGUUCUUGAGUCAGCUGGAGAAGCGAUUCGCCGAUAAGUCUGGACCCGAGGGUGUUUGUGACUUCAGCAAGUGGCUGCAAUACUAUGCGUUCGAUGUGAUAGGCGAACUUACCUACUCGAAACGUAUAGGCUUUAUUGAGAAAGGAGGGGACGUUGACAAUAUCAUCAAAGAUCUUCAAUGGCUGCUCAACUAUGCCGCCGUGGUCGGCCAACUCCCCAUCCUCGACAGUGUAUUCCUCAAGAAUCCACUACGUUUGACCGCGAGUAAAUACAACCUCUUGAACGCCAACUCUCCUGUCGUGACCUUUGCAAGAGCCCGCAUCGCCACUCGGCCUGAUGUUGCGGAAGGUCGAGAAAAGAUUCCAAAUGGUCCUGAUGGAAAGCCUGGGCGUAGGGACUUCCUGUCGAGAUUCUAUGAAGCUCACCGGAAAGACCCUGAAUUCAUGACCCACGACAGAGUCCUGGCCUUGACGGUCGCAAAUAUGUUUGCGGGUUCAGACACCACAGCUAUCACGCUUCGUGCCAUAUUCUACAACCUCUUGAGAAACCCCCAUGACAUGCAGAAACUGAUGGGAGAGUUGAAGGAAGUGCCCGUAAGCGAAGAAGGCUUGAUGAGUUGGAACGAUGUCAGAGAUCUCCCGUAUCUCAAUGCAGUCAUCAAAGAAACGCUGCGGUGCCAUCCAGCGGCAGGACUGACCUUGGAGCGGAUUGUACCUGCCGGAGGAGUGACUCUCUGUGGCGAGUAUAUCCCAGCAGGGACCAUCGUGGGCUGUAAUGCAUGGACGGUGCAUCGGGAUCCGCUAUUUGGAGAGCAUACCGAGCAGUAUCGUCCUCAACGGUGGAUUGAUGCGUCUACUGAACAGAAACGACUCAUGGAGAAUUCGAUUUUCUCUUUCGGGGCCGGGUCACGGACUUGCAUUGGCAAGAAUAUCAGUCUGUUGGAGAUGUACAAGCUGGUACCGGCUCUGACGAUGAGAUUCGAGCUUGAACUCGCCGAUCCCUCAAAGCCAUGGAAGCUUCAUAAUGCUUGGUUCGUCAAGCAAGAAGACUUCAAAGUGCGAUUAAGAAGCCGGAAAAGUUCAUGAAUUUGCAACAGGAGUAUAGUGUUCACACCGUUAUCAUCGUGUCUCAAUGUUCCUUUCGGCCUCACGCUCUUUGGAAGCGACUCUCCACGUGACAUUACAUCAAGUACUGUGGUAGAUCCCUG